GUGAUCGGAGGAAUCUGGUCCGGACAGGAGUACUGACGAUUGACGUGUUGACAGUGGUGACUACUUUCUUGCCACCAAUGCGCGGAUAGCCGGCCCAGACGCAUCGUGGCCACCCGUACGCUCAGCGCUCAUGAGCUGUUCCGGCCGCCUGAUCAACGUCCACGGCUUUCAUACGGAGCUUGAGGUCGCUUUGUGCGGAUCAGCAGCCGCAGACACGGCUUGCACUUUCGAGAUAUCACUCGAGUUGCGUCCAAAAGAUCAUGCUCGCCUCAUCCUCGACCCGUACGAAUUGCGACAGAAGCUGCCUCUCGGUCGAGCCGGAGGAGCUGGAAUACUUCACAUGCAAACCGUGGGCGAGAUAGAGCUAGAAGCGCCGCUGAUGUCGUACGAGACUCGCAACGGUAGCUUGACAAAACGCGGAGGGCUCAAGCCAACUUCGGCUGUGUACAUCAAACUGGGCCCUGUUGCUACGACUGAGAAGCAAUGCGCGAGCUCUGCCACAGUCGCUAUACCACUGCACAUGCGCUACCUGCCCGCGAGCAGUACUGGCAGCAUUGCCAACGAGAUCACCGUGCCUUUGCCGCGCGUGCAGUGGAUGUGUACUCGACCGCUUGCGGAACCUGAUACGUCUAUGACAGGAAGUAGCACACACAAAGUGCGCGACAUCCAGUGCAUCGGCGACCAAAUGAGCGUUGCUGUUCCCUUGGGCGAUAUGACUGACCUCGCGUUCAUUCGCUCAACGCAGACCAUCGUCAUCUUCUUCGCGACUUUGCUGCUGAUUGUGCAUACUUGGCAGACUUCGAGACGACUCGCUUACAACAGGCAGAAAACGGUUUGAGCUCAGACACUCGCUAAAGCUUUCGGAAGCGAUUCCUCACAUGGGCCUCGGAAGAGAAAAUCUGCCUCCUCGUCCCCGGGAGCUGCCUCAAGAUUGAACACUGCAAUCUUGGCACCGCCAGCUUGCGCUCUGGCCGCAAAUGACGCGGCCGGGUAGACGACAGAAGAGGUGCCUACGACAAGUAGAAGAUCGGUCCGACGCA
Mixia osmundae IAM 14324 is the source of this 1040-nucleotide messenger RNA. RefSeq lists its product as uncharacterized. The transcript is spliced from 3 exons. The record is from RefSeq and is a predicted model, not a curated record. NCBI's taxonomy places the organism in Eukaryota, Fungi, Basidiomycota, Mixiomycetes, Mixiales, Mixiaceae. Gene Ontology annotation, cellular component: endoplasmic reticulum membrane. Bases 131 to 838 code for a protein of 235 amino acids. Gene Ontology annotation, biological process: GPI anchor biosynthetic process.